Ylistrum balloti is the source of this 1044-nucleotide messenger RNA. RefSeq lists its product as uncharacterized. Gene Ontology annotation, biological process: dGTP catabolic process. NCBI's taxonomy places the organism in Eukaryota, Metazoa, Mollusca, Bivalvia, Pectinida, Pectinidae. The record is from RefSeq and is a predicted model, not a curated record. The transcript is spliced from 5 exons. Gene Ontology annotation, molecular function: 8-oxo-7,8-dihydrodeoxyguanosine triphosphate pyrophosphatase activity. Bases 1 to 945 code for a protein of 314 amino acids. Gene Ontology annotation, cellular component: cytosol.
AUGGCGGCGCCCAUAUACAAACAACGAACCUGUCCAAAAGUUGGUGUUGGUACGAUAGUUACCAAUAAAAAUCAUCCUAACUGUGUGUUGUUAGGAAAACGGAAGAAUUCUGCCGGUAACGGAUUGUAUGCAUUACCAGGUGGUCAUUUGGAAUUCGGCGAGGGAUGGUGCGAGUGUGGGGCCAGAGAACUGAUGGAGGAGACUGGAUUAGUGGUGCAGGACAUGACGUAUUGUGGUGUGGUCAAUACUGUAAUGGACACAGAAAACCUUCAUUAUAUUGACCUGUUUGUACGUGGGGAAGUGGACAACACUCACAAUGGGGAGCCCACUAACAAGGAGCAACAUAAAAGUGAAGGUUGGCAUUGGUUUGAUUGGGACAACCUUCCUCCUUUGGAUCAGUUGUUUCUUCCUCUUCGUCUCCUUCUGCAACAAGGCUAUCAUCCUUUCAAAGAAACUGCUGACAUCACUGCACAAAGUUCCAGGGAACCUGCAGCACCUACAUUAAAUCAGCACAACCGUCCUGGUGUUGGUGUGGGUGUAAUAGUAACAAGUCCCAACCAUCCUGGUUGUGUGUUGUUAGGGGUGAGAAAAGGAUCUACUGGGGUUGGGCUGUUUGCAUUUCCUGGUGGGCACUUAGAAUUUGGGGAGGAAUGGUGUGAGUGUGGGUCUCGUGAGGCGCUGGAGGAAACAGGAUUGGUCUUGAAGGACAUGGCAUUUGUUAGUGUGGUCAAUGCAAUAAAGCUAACAGAGGACUACCACUACAUCACUUUGUUUGUACGUGGGGAAGUGGACAUGACAGUAAGCUCAGAACCACAGAACCUAGAGCCACAUAAAUGUGAAGGGUGGCAGUGGACAAAUUGGGAUGAACUUCCACCUCAAAAUCAGCUGUUUCGUCCUCUAAAACUACUUGUACAACAAGGAUAUCAUCCAUUUGUAUCCAAAUAACAGUAAUCAAUGUUAUCAUUAUCAUGUACUAUCAUUAUCAUAAACAUUAAACCCAUUUUGUACACUAUUCAUCAUCAUGAACAUUAAAAUGAUCUUGUA